Molecule: messenger RNA, 2064 nt
Organism: Stereum hirsutum FP-91666 SS1
Lineage: Eukaryota; Fungi; Basidiomycota; Agaricomycetes; Russulales; Stereaceae
Exons: 5
Coding region: 200-1903 (567 amino acids)
Molecular function (GO): protein binding
Source: RefSeq, a predicted model, not a curated record
CGGGCCGUCGCUAAGGAUUGGUUUUUCCUAAUGAGGCGGUCAAAAGGUCGUCGGGAACACCGUGUAGACAGGCCUUGAGGCUUGCGCUAAGCUUUUUGUCUCCAUCUUUCCUACAAGAGAGUCGCUUUGCUCUUCACGCGAAGUCUCUCCUGCUCGCAUACUGUUGUCCUCUGUCAUUUGGCUUCCGACGUGCUUUUCGAUGCGCUCACGCACUUUCUUGGACCUACCUCUCGAACUAUUGGACGAAGGCGUUCUGCGAAGAUUGGACUUUCGUGAUGUGCUUCGCUGCUCCGCCACAUGCAAAUAUCUAUCAGACGUUGUGAGGGCCUUGCCAGCUCUUCAACUCAAAGUCGAGCUAGGCUCCGAUGGCAUCAUCGACGAUUCGAUCUCGCCGUACGACACAUCUAUGUCCUCUUUCGAACGACUCCACCGACAUCUCGAUCUUCGUCGUCGCUGGCGUACGCUACGAUGGCACACUUCCGAUUACAUGCAGCUGCCUCCUGCUUGGCAAUGGGAGUUCUUCGAGCAGAAGGGCAACACGUUUGUGCAGUGCGACAGCGAGCUAUACCCUGACCUCGAUAAGCCACAUAGCUCCCAUACCAUCUUUCGGCUUACCCCAGAAACGAGCAUGAUACGAAGUAGUGUUUGGCCUAACAGUGGUGUUUGGUCGGCCGACCACGCCUUGGACUGUCAUCACGAUCUCAUCGCCUUUCUCGAGCGCCACCCGGAUGCCGAUGAAGAUAUGGCGACGAUCUCAAACCCUGAAGGAAUUCUGCGUAUACACCUGCAUGCCCUUAGCAGCAACCUAGCCCAUCCUAAAGCACGAACCAAGGUACUUUACUGCUGCUGCCCCAUGGGAGCGGUCCAGUUCAGUUCCGUGUGCCGAUUCGAGAUUUUCGACGAUAUGCUUUCUAUUUGUCUCAAAUCGGACCGAUCUGUCUAUCUUGCGAUUUGGAACUGGCAAUCCGGUAACCUUGUCGUCGAUCAUACAUUCGAAGAUAACGAUGGAUACCCUUCAAUCGCAUUCAGAACUUACGCCUUCCUCACUUCUCGGAUCAUACUGGCCGUCAGCGAUGCGACAAGUGGCGCCUUGGACAUAUACACUCUAUCGGAUGGUUCUUCGCCCAGAAAAGAGGAAAAGAGGGCGGCAGGGAGCAUCCCUGGUCUUACCCAUCGCGCCCGACUCCAACUUCCACCCAUGAAGGAGGAGUGGCGCUACCGCGAUCUUGGAGUCGCUGCUUCACACUUCAGUCCGACUACACCACCCGCCCUCCUGCUCGUCACGUUGACUUGUGUUGGCGACCUCGGACAUGCAGCGUUUCGACUGGUCGUUUCCAUCCGCAAUAUUCUGAGAUACGCCUCCGACUCCCUCUGCUCGAGUUCCCACAAACCACCUUUCAUACCAUGGGAGAGAUGGGGUCCCACCAGCUCACGUCUUUUCAGUGAGCUACCUACCGAAGUCGAUGAGCCUUUAGAACACUGGUGGCCUAACUUCAUCGUCGGGAAUCGAAUGGUGAUGAACCUGUGUACGGCCUCUGGGCCACGAAAUCCUCGUAACCCUCCCUUCGAGAUUGUCGAGUUCGGUUAUCAGCUCCUCAGGGAUCCACAAUUCGCGUUGACCCGUAACACAUGUCAAUGGGGCCAGCCUGACUUCAAGAAAGGGCUGCCGCCAACGCCUCUCCGUUACCAGUCGAUGAUGGAACCAUUGAGACUUGCCGUUACCGAUCACGGUCCAUUCGCUAUCGCUGUCGAGACGGGCUUGCCGUAUCAUAGCGUUCAAGUAGAAAUAUUUCCUUGCAGUGGACCGCGUCCAGAGUUUGGGAUCGACGAUAGGCAUCUAUAUUUCCUUCAUGACGGGCCAGACGAAGACUCUCCAACAGCCAUGAGGGUUUUCUCUUUCUAAUCGACUUAUGUAUGCGCUCUCUACGAUUUGUUUUCUUCUGUUUCACAUGGAUGUUUUCGGAUUGGGAUUAGUGGCCGAGGAACGUAUCACCCUAUCUAGUGCUGUUAGAUAAGCAACGAACAAACACCUAUCCUCACAACCGUACUGUAUUAGUAUCCACC